This is a messenger RNA of Telopea speciosissima, 3702 nucleotides long. RefSeq lists its product as uncharacterized. Lineage: Eukaryota; Viridiplantae; Streptophyta; Magnoliopsida; Proteales; Proteaceae. The record is from RefSeq and is a predicted model, not a curated record. The transcript has 11 exons. Gene Ontology annotation, biological process: signal transduction. Bases 35 to 3583 code for a protein of 1182 amino acids.
GAGGUAAGGAUCGUCGAUUCCUGCUGGAGUAGAUAUGACGGAAUCCGAGAGGGUUGCAACAACGAUUUCGUUGGAUUUUCCGGCGGAUGAUUCAAGGGAGGUUUGUUCUUCGUCUUCGCCACCAAAGUUACCGAAAAGGCUCAGGCAAAGGCUUCUAGAAUGUAAGAGCCCUUCCACCGCUGAAGAGAUUGAAGCUAAACUCAGAGAAGCCGAUCUCCGAAGACAGCGAUUCCAUGAGUGGUUGUCAAGCAAAGCUCGACCAAAGCUGAGGAGUCCUUCAUGGUCUUCAUCUCAACACGGAGACCUGGGUCAGCGCCUUGAAGCUAAACUCUAUGCUGCUAAACAGAAAAGGUUGAGCAUUCUGGCAAAGGCCCAAAUGCGCCUAGCAAAGUUGGACGAGUUACGGCAAGCAGCUAAAACAGGAGUUGAAAUGCGGUUUGAGAAGGAGCGUGAAGAGCUCGGCACAAAAGUGGAGUCACGGGUUCAGCAGGCAGAGGCAAAUCGGUUGCUUCUUCUGAAGGCUUACAAGCAGCGAAGUGCCUUAGCAAAGGAGAGGAUAGCUCAGUCAUUGUUGCGAAGGAUGGUUCAGGAGAGUAAGUACAAGGAGCGUGUUCGUACUGCAAUUUCCCAAAAGCGUGCUGCUGCAGAGAAGAAGCGGUUGGGAUUGUUGGAAGCAGAGAAAACAAGGGCACGUGCAAGGGUAUUGCUGGUGCGAAAGGUGGCCAUGUCUGUAUAUCAAGAGCGAGAGAUUGAGAGAAGUCAAUUAAAGGAUAAGUUGGAAAAGCGUCUCCAAAGGGCCAAGAGACAAAGGGCUGAAUAUCUGAGACAGAGAGGAAAUCUUCAUACUUCCCCCCGUGUCAAUUGUGAUAAGAUGCACCAGCAGAGUGAUUUCCUUUCAAGAAAACUGGCUAGGUGCUGGAGGCGGUUCGUGAGACUCAGAAAAACUACUUUUUCUUUGGCAAAAUCUUUUGAUGCAUUAGAAAUUAAUGAGAAAUUUGUUAAAGUAAUGCCAUUUGAGCAGCUUGCUCUCAGGAUUGAGUCAUCUGCAACUCUUCAGACUGUAAAAGCUUUACUUGAUCGGUUUGAAAGCCGAUAUGCUAUCGCAUGUGCUAGUGCACCUACCAGUGGAUCCAGUUCAGAUAACAUUGAUCAUCUUCUCAAACGCCUUGCUUCUCCCAGCCGAAGGGGCACACCUGGUACUAUGUCCAGAAGCAAAGCACCAAAGAAAUCAGCACCCGCUGGUGCUGCUAAAAAAUCAGUUAAAUUGUCAAGGUAUCCAGUUAGAGUGGUGCUUUGCGCUUAUAUGAUACUGAGUCAUCCAGACGCAGUUUUCAGUGAGCAGGGGGAGCGUGAGAUUGCUCUUGCCAAAUCUGCAGGAAAUUUCAUUAGGGAGUUUGAGUGGUUGAUUGAGAUUAUAUUAGAUGGCCCCACAUGGAGAGCUAAAGAGGAGUCAUCCACCACAUUGCCAAAAGAGCGGACAUUUAGAUCUCAGCUUGCUGCGUUUGAUGCAGCUUGGUGCUCAUACGUAUAUUAUUUUGUGGUGUGGAAGCUUAAGGAUGCAAGGUCACUGGAGGAAGACUUGGUGAGAGCUGCUUGCCAACUCGAGCUCUCUAUGAUGCAGACGUGCAAGAUGACUCCAGAAGGGAAUAAUUGUAGUCUUACUCAUGAUAUGAAAGCUGUUCAGAAGCAGGUUACUGAAGAUCAGAGGCUUCUCAGAGAGAGAGUUCAACAUCUGAGUGGUGAUGCAGGGAUUCAACAUCUGGACUCUGCUCUCUCAGAGACACGUUCCAGAUAUUUUGAAGCAAAGGAGAAUGCAAGUCCUGUGGCAUCACAAAUUGCACAUAUUUCUUCUCCAAAUUUGCCCAGUUCUUCGGCUUCAGCUGGACGUUCUUCAGUUUCUGUCUCAGAUGGAAGUAGUAAGCUAGUUGAGGGUGGUAGCCGUGUUGUUCGCUCCUUGUUUAAGAAUGAUGCAUCAACUCUGACCAAAGAUGAUGACGCUCCUUCCAGGAGUAUGAAUGGACUGUUUUUGCCUUCUAGUGAAAAUUUGAUUUUGGAGAAUGAACUGCUUGUAAAUGAAAUAAUCCAUGAGCAUCACCAUGCUUUUGCUGAUAGAUUGAAUGUCAAUGAUGAGGAUCAGAGUGGUAUUAAGGCAAGAAUAAAAGAGACAAUGGAGAAGGCUUUCUGGGAUGGUGUUGCAGAAUCUAUGAAGCAGGAUGAGGCCAACUAUUGUUGGGUAGUUGAGCUCAUGAAGGAAGUCAGGGAUGAACUAUGUGAAAUGGCUCCUCAGAGUUGGAAGCAGGAGAUUCUUGAAGCUAUUGAUCUAGACAUUCUCUCUGAGGUGCUGAUGUCAGGAAGUCAUGACAUGGUUUAUCUUGGAAAAGUCCUGGAGUAUGCAUUGGUCACUCUUCAGAUGCUUUCUGCUCCAGCUACAGAAGAAGAGAUGAAGACGACCCACAAGAAGUUGCUGAAUGAGCUGGGUGAGGUAUCACAAGCUGCAGACAAAUCAAAUGCUUCAUUUGUCCUUGCAACGAUCAAGGGUCUGCACUUUGUUCUAGAACAGAUUCAGGAACUAAAGCGGGAGAUCAGCAAAGCACGCAUAAGAAUGAUGGAGCCACUCAUAAAGGGCCCAGCUGGUUUGGAAUACCUUAGAAAGGCUUUUGCAAACCGUUAUGGAUCUCCCUCUGAUGCAUUGACCUCGUUACCACUGACACUCCAGUGGUUUUCAUCUGUAAAACCCAUUGGAGAGCAGGAGUGGGAAGAACACAUUGAUUCUCUCUCAGCUUUGCCAACUCAACACACAAGUUCUUCUCAAGGUCUUCUUCCUUCUACCACCCUUAGAACUGGUGGCAGUGUCCUUAUGUCAGCGAAUAAAAGCCAAGUGGUUUCUUUUCCUCCAACUUCAAAUACUUUUGCAGAUAAUCUACAUUCAGAAUGCAAGGGAGAAAGGCUUGAUUUGUUUGUGAGACUUGGCUUGUUGAAAUUAGCAAGUGGGAUAGAAGGUCUGAAGCUUGAAACUCUUCCAGAGACCCUUAAACUGAAUCUCUCAAGGCUAAGGGCUGUUCAGGCUCAAUUGCAGAAGAUUGUUGUCAUUUCUACCAGUAUAUUGGUUCUCCGGCAAACCCUUCUCAGUGAGGACUUACGGAUCAGUUCAGAGAUGGAUAACUUAGUAUCUCAAUGUGUUGAACAACUCUCUCAGCUCCUGGACCGUGUUGAAGAUGUGGGAAUUGCUGAAGUUAUUGAAAUUAUCAGUGUGGUCCCAGAUGAUGGUGACAAUGUCAUGGAUGCGAAGGUGGUCCAAAAGAGGAAAGAAGUCAUGGCAAGCUUGUUGGUGAAGAGCCUCCAAGCUGGGGAUGCAGUUUUUGCACGCGUCUCCCGGGCAGUUUACCUUGCAACCAGAGGUGUUAUACUUGGAGGAAGUGGAACCAAGGGAAGGGAACUGGCACAUACAGCUCUUCGGCGGAUUGGAGCAGCUGUUCAUACUGGCAGAGUGGUAGAGGCAGCAGAAAUGCUGAUUGUGGUGGCUAUGGUGUCAUCUAACGUUCACGGGCCAUGGUAUACACAUGUGCUUGAUAGCGUCAACUGAUUUAUCCGAGGAAAUGGAUAUUAGGAAGAAAAAAAGCCUUAUAUUAUCUUGUGUAUAAGUAUAUAAGAUUGUGUCUAGUCCAUCGCAGAUGUGUUCAGGGAGAAAGCAAUGUCAUGUAA